Molecule: messenger RNA, 1944 nt
Organism: Heteronotia binoei (common prickly gecko)
Lineage: Eukaryota; Metazoa; Chordata; Lepidosauria; Squamata; Gekkonidae
Gene: EFHC1
Product: EF-hand domain containing 1
Exons: 11
Coding region: 22-1944 (640 amino acids)
Biological process (GO): mitotic spindle organization; cilium-dependent cell motility; mitotic cytokinesis
Cellular component (GO): axoneme; mitotic spindle
Molecular function (GO): alpha-tubulin binding; calcium ion binding
Source: RefSeq, a predicted model, not a curated record
GGAGGGCGCGUCGGGGCGGCCAUGAGCUCCAAGCCGGUGCAAGGGCUGCCCCUCGUGCCGGGCUCCUCGUUCCGGGACCCCACGAAAACUGCUUUCCAUCGCUCUCAGACUCUGAGUUACAAGAAUGGAUUUGCCUUCAAGCGGCUGCCGACGGUAGGGAUUGGAAGAGAGCGGCUUCACGUCAACCAGCUGUCCCAGGCUGAAUUAGAUGAGCUCUCCAACAAAAGACCCACCCUCACCUAUGGCCAGCCCAAACAAGCCCCGCCUUCGGACUUCAUCCCAGCACAUGUGGCUUUCGACAAAAAGGUGCUGAAGUUCAGCGGUUACUUCCAAGAAGACGUCCCCGUCUCCACCGAAGAGCAUUUCCGCAUCCGGCGAGUGGACAUGUAUUACUACCUCGAAGACGACUCCAUGUCGGUCAUGGAGCCCAUCGUGGAGAACUCGGGGAUCCCUCAGGGCAAGUUCAUCAAGCGGCAGCGCCUGCCCAAGAACGACCGCGGGGACCAUUAUCACUGGAAGGACCUCAACCGGGGCAUCAACAUCACCAUCUACGGCAAGACCUUCCGGAUAGUCGAUUGCGAUCCGUUCACGCAGACGUUCCUGGAGAGCCAAGGGAUUGAGCUGAACCCCCCGGAGAAGAUGAUUUUCGACCCUUACACGGAGUUGCGCAAAAUGCCUCUGCGCAUGUACGUCACGCCCUCGGAUUUUGACCAGCUGAAACAGUUCCUGGCCUUUGACAAAAAGGUCCUUCGUUUCUAUGCCGUAUGGGAUGACACCGUAAACAUGUUUGGCGAGUCCCGGCGUUUCAUCAUUCACUACUAUUUGGCGGACGACACCGUGGAGGUGCGGGAAUGCCAUGAAAGGAAUGAUGGCAGAGACCCUUUCCCUGUACUGAUAAGACGCCAACGACUGCCCAAGAAAACCGUGGAGAGAAAAGACACCUUCCCGACUUGUGUGCUGGAGGUCUCCGAUCACGAAGUCCUGGAAUGGUUCACAGCGAAAGAUUUUGCGGUGGGCGAGUCCACCACCCUUCUCGGGCGCUCUUUCUUCAUCUACGACUGUGACGAGUUCACUCGGAAGUUCUACCGGGACAAGUUCGGCAUCGAUAACUUCCAGCCGGUCGAUAUAAAGAAGCCGCCCCCGGAGGAAGUGAAACAGAUAAUCCCUCCUUACAACGGUUAUGGCUUCAUUGAAGACUCUCUCCAGAACUGCUUCAACCUGAUUCCAAACCCUCCGAAGAAGAAUGUCAUCAAGAUGCUGGAGAACGACCGUAAAGUGUUGCGCUACGCGGUCACGAUGGAGUCUCCAAAUCCGGAGGACAGAAAGCGUCGCUUCGUCCUCUCCUAUUACCUCGCCACAGACAUGAUGAGCAUCUACGAGCCUCCCGUGCGCAAUUCGGGGAUCAUCGCGGGCAAAUACCUGAACAAGACGAGAGUCCCCAAGCCCGGCUCCUCCUCAGACAACCCCGUUUACUAUGAACCAGCUGAUCUCACUGUUGGAGCCACGGUGGAAGUGUUUAGCCACCGUUUUGUGAUCACCGACGCUGAUAUGUACGUCCUGAAUUACAUGGAAAGCAAUCCGGAGAGUUUCCCGGCGGCCGUCAUACAGUCGAUGAGGAAUCACUUCGCACCUCGACAGGCGGCAACGGAGGCAGUACAGAGGCUGGAGCAAAGUGCGCCUGACCAGCAGGAGCUGGAGACGGUGGUGGCCCAGACCCAGGAGCACCUGCAGCGCCACAACUACCUCCCGGACGGCGAGAUGCAGGCAGCGUUCCUGGAGCGGGACAGAGACGGCUCAGGACUCCUGGACAAGGCGGACUUCUUGGAUCUCUGUGACCGCUUCAAAGUCCCGGUCGACGACCCGCUUUUCCAGAAGCUCAUCUGCCUUUGUGCCCAUGGAGAAAACCAGAUAAAAUAUCCCAGCUUUCUCCGAGCCUUCCAGUGA